Aspergillus tanneri is the source of this 1794-nucleotide messenger RNA. RefSeq names its product MFS transporter. The record is from RefSeq and is a predicted model, not a curated record. Gene Ontology annotation, molecular function: transmembrane transporter activity. NCBI's taxonomy places the organism in Eukaryota, Fungi, Ascomycota, Eurotiomycetes, Eurotiales, Aspergillaceae. The transcript has 2 exons. The coding region runs from base 1 to 1794 and encodes 597 amino acids. Gene Ontology annotation, biological process: transmembrane transport.
AUGACCUCAGCGGCUGCGGCUGCGGCUGAGGCUGUCCAGCCCACUCGACUCCCGCACUGGCGCCUCAUCAUCGACCAAGGUAUACUCACUCCAGAGAUCCUCGACUAUCCAUACCUUGGCUCGGGAACCGAAGAUGACCCAUACAUUGUCACCUGGAUCCCGGAUGAUCCCCGAAACCCAAUGAACACUCCGACAAAAACCAAAUGGUUCUAUACAAUAUCCAUGGCCUGGGCAACCUUGGCAGUAUCCAUGGAGUCGUCCGCUUUCACUGGGGGAAUAGAACAGAUCAUGGAAGCCUUUGAGGUCGGCACGACGGUGGCCACGCUGGGGGUCUCUCUGUUCGUUGUUGGGUUUGCCAUCGGACCUCUGCUCUGGGCCCCCAUGAGUGAGCUCUGGGGCCGACAGUACCUCUUUGCCAUCAGCUACUGUGGGCUGACCGUGUUUAACGCCGCCGCUACUGGGUCCAAGAAUAUCCAGUCCCUGAUCAUCUUCCGCUUCCUGGCCGGUGCGUUUGGCUCGUCCCCUCUCACCAAUGCCGGCGGGGUGAUCGCGGACCUCUUCCCCGCAACCCAGCGGGGCCUGGCCAUGAGUAUUUUCGCCUGUGCCCCGUUUCUGGGGCCAGUGUUGGGGCCGAUCAGCGGCGGGUUCCUCGGGAUGAAUGCGGGAUGGCAGUGGGUGAUGGGUUUCCUGGCCAUCUUCUCGGGCACUCUCUGGGUCUUCUGUUGUUUGAGUGUCCCCGAAACAUACGCUCCGGUUCUUCUGCGACAGCGAGCCGUAAAGCUUUCCCAGGUCACCGGCCAGAUCUACAAAAGCAAGCUGGACGCGGAGCAAGGCAAGCAGACGGUCACGCAGGCAUUCAAGAUCGCCCUCUCGCGCCCCUGGAUUCUUCUCUUUCGUGAACCUAUUGUUUUUUUGCUUUCGAUCUACAUGGCUAUUAUCUACGGGACUCUCUUCAUGAUGUUCGCGGCAUUCCCCAUCGUGUACCGACAGCAGCGCCAAUGGAACCAAGGUGUGUCGGGCCUGGCGUUUCUAGGAAUUAUGGUGGGGAUGGUCAUUGCCUUGAUGUACACCAUCUACGACAACAAGCGCUAUCUCCGGACAGCGGCGGCUCACAAUGGAUUUGCACCCCCCGAAACACGCCUCAUACCAUGCAUGCUGGCGGCCAUUGCUAUUCCAACUGGUCUCUUUUGGUUUGCAUGGACAAAUGGGCCAUCAGUGCAUUGGAUGGCUAGUAUUGCCGGCUGUGCUCCAUUUGGCUUUGGCAUGGUCUUGGUCUUCCUAGGGCUGAUGAACUAUCUGAUUGACGCGUACACCAUUUUUGCGGCCUCGGUGUUGGCGGCCAGUGCUGUUUUGCGCUCUAUAUUCGGUGCCGCUUUCCCUCUAUUUACCCCAUACAUGUACAAGAACCUGGGGGUCCACUGGGCCUCGAGCAUUCCGGCGUUCCUGGCUGCCGCCUGCAUGCCAUUCCCGUUCCUGUUUUACAAGUACGGGCCAGCCAUCCGGAAACGGUGCAAGUUUUCCGCACAAUCCGACGCCUUCAUGAAAAAACUGAUGGAAGUGGCUACCAAGCCCCCCCGCCCGAUCGACAAUCCCGAGGAAGAGGUAGUCACUUCCACUACUGGAAAUGAGACGCCGUCGAGCCAAACUUCAGUGUCUCCCCAGUCAGCGCUGGAUGUAAGCGCAGACAAUGGGGCCUCCUUGCGGGCUAGCAUGGACCGGAGACGCUCGAGAGAUUCAGAACAGUUCCGGCGGGCUGAAUCUGCCAACGCUCAGCCCACUGAGGACAGUCACUAG